UUCUCCGCUCCCUUCGCCGCCAUGGAGGAGCCGCGGCUCGUCGGCAGCGUCAACUGCGAGCCGCGGGGAUGGUACUUGUCGGCGCAGGAGCUGGAGGACGGAGCGCCGCUCCUGCCGCCGCCGCCGCCGCCCCCGGGCAGGACAUUUUUGAACCAGACAUCGUCUGGGGCUUCCUUUGGCUUCUCGGUAUUUAAUUUAAUGAAUGCUAUCAUGGGCAGUGGGAUACUUGGAUUGGCAUAUGCCAUGGCCAAGACGGGAAUCCUUGGAUUUAGUGUGUUGCUGCUGACUGUUGCCAUCCUUGCAUCUUAUUCUGUAUUUCUCCUGCUUACUAUGUGCAUUCAUACUGCUGUUACUUCUUAUGAAGAUCUCGGUCUCUUCGCAUUUGGCUCACCUGGAAAGGUUCUUGUGGCCAGCACAAUCGUUAUACAGAAUGUUGGAGCCAUGUCAACCUAUCUUUUCAUUGUUAAGUCCGAACUUCCUGGGGCCAUUGCAGGAUUCCUUAGCGGAGACCACAGCGGCUCCUGGUAUCUUGAUGGGAGAUUGCUGCUGCUUCUUACCUCAGUUUGCAUUGUCUUCCCUCUAGCACUUCUUCCUAAAAUUGGCUUUCUUGGCUACACAAGUAGUUUAUCAUUUUUCUUUAUGGUGUACUUUGCUCUUGUGGUCAUAAUUAAAAAGUGGUCCAUUCCUUGCCCUCUGCCACCAAAGCUCGCUAUGGGGUUCUCCCAGGCCUCAAAUUCUACUGAAGAUUGUAAAGCAGCGCUGUUUAAGUUUUCCGCAGAGAGUGCAUAUGCCAUUCCAACGAUGGCUUUCUCAUUUCUCUGCCAUACAUCAGUGUUACCAAUUUAUUGCGAGCUCCAAAGUCCAUCCAAAAGCAGGAUGCAGAAAGUAGCCAACACUGGGAUUAGCCUGAGCUUUCUGGUUUAUUUUGUGUCAGCGCUAUUUGGAUACCUCACUUUUUAUGACCAUGUGGACUCAGAAUUGCUGCAAGGAUACAGCACGUACCUGCCCCAUGACACUGUAAUCAUGACUGUAAAACUGGGCAUCCUCUUUGCGGUGCUGCUGACGGUGCCCCUAAUCCACUUCCCUGCGAGGAAGGCUGUGAUGAUGGUGUUUUUUUCACAUCUUCCUUUCUCCCUGAUCUGCCACAUUCUUGUCACUUUGGCACUCAAUGCGACAGUUUUCUUGAUUGCCAUGUAUGUGCCUGACAUCAGACACCUUUUUGGAGUGGUUGGCUCAACCACAUCCACCUGCUCUUUUGUGUACCCUGGGCUGUUUUAUCUGAAGAUUAGCACAGAGGAUUUUAUAUCGAGACAGAAGCUUGGGGCAUGUGCACUGCUAGUUCUCGGACUCUUGUUUGGUAUUGUCAGUUUAGUACUGAUCAUUUAUGAUUGGAUUCAUCAGUGAAAUAAUCCCUGCCACCUUUGCAGCAGCCCAAAUGAUCAUUUCCGGCUACGUCU
Molecule: messenger RNA, 1457 nt
Organism: Podarcis muralis (Common wall lizard)
Lineage: Eukaryota; Metazoa; Chordata; Lepidosauria; Squamata; Lacertidae
Gene: SLC38A6
Product: solute carrier family 38 member 6
Biological process (GO): amino acid transmembrane transport; L-glutamine transport
Cellular component (GO): plasma membrane
Molecular function (GO): L-glutamine transmembrane transporter activity
Source: RefSeq, a predicted model, not a curated record